UCCGGCGCUUCAGGCUGUCCGGGAGGAUCCGGGGCUGUCAGCUCGCGUCCUGCUCGGUGCCUGCCACCCCGCUGCGCGCACCAUGGCCGCCCCGCCGCAGCUGCAGACUCUGCUCCUUGCGGUCAACGCACUGUUGCGCAAACGCCGCUACCACGCUGUGUUGGCUAUGCUUAAGGGCUUCCGGAACGGGGCAGUCUAUGGAGCCAAAAUCCGGGCCCCUCACGCACUGGUCAUGACCUUUCUCUUCCGGAGUGGCAGGUACCCAUCCCCUCGUCACACCCCUCAAACUAGGAGAGAGUGUGGUCAGCUCUCAGUGCCAGGACUGUUGAGCCUCCAGGAGAAGCUGCGCGCCAUCCUACAGGCCACGUACACCCACUCCCGGAACCUGGCCAGCUUUGUGUUCACCUACAAGGGACUUUGCGCCCUGCAGUCCCACCUGCAGGGGGAGACCUACCAGGUGCACUCAUUCCUGGCUGCCUUCAUUGGGGGCUUGCUGGUAUUUGGAAACAACAGUACCAUCAACAGCCAGAUCAACAUGUACCUGAUGUCACGCAUCCUGUUUGCCCUGUGCCGCCUGGGCAUGGAGAAGGGCUACAUCCCCGAGCCCAGGUGGGAACCAUCCCGGUUGUUCAGCGGGCUGGUGUGGGGGUUGGUGCUGUGGCUCUUCGAGUACCACCGGCCCACGCUGCAGCCCUCGCUGCAGUCCUCCAUGACCUACCUGUAUGAGGACAGCAACGUGUGGCACGACAUCUCAGACUUCCUCAUCUACAACAAGAGCCGCCCCUCCAAGUAACGCAGCCCCCAGGUGCUCAUGGAGACCCCACACCCAAGUCGGUGCUGGAUGGUGUCCAGCCGUGCCUUGAGAUUGGCUCCAUCAGCGAAUCAUCCCAGAGGAGCCUGCCUUUUCCAGAUCUGGCAUCUCAGACUCUAACUUUUAUUAGCCCAGGGUUCCUUUUGCCAAAGCAAAAGCACUGAUUUUCAGAUCCCAUUAGGUACUCUUGACUGGUGGAACACAGCAGAAUCGGGCUGAGGAACCUUGGGUGUGAUGACAGCUGGGCUGCUGAUUGUGUGAGACCAGGGAAAGUCACACCCCAGCCUGGGCCUCGGGGGUCAUCCAGCUCAGAGGAGGGCACUGCCAUCUCUUUCUGGUGGGUAUGUUCUUUGACUGUUCUUAUGUAACAGAGGGGCUCCUGGCUGGUAGGCAGUGGGUUACAAAUGUGUUCUUAGAAACUACUCAGUUCCUUGUCUUAGAUGUUCUGUUAGAGAAGCUCUAGACUUUACACUGUCCAGUAGAAACACAAUGUGAGUCAUAUAUGUGACUGAAAUUUUUUUGUAGCCACAUUUUUUAAAAAGUGGAAAGAGGCAGGUGAGAUUAAGUUGAAUUUUAUCUUUUAACCUAAUUUUUCUAAAAUAUCAUUUCAACAUGUAAUACAUAUAAAAAUUAAUGAGAUUUUUACAUUCUCUUUUUCUUGUACUAGGUCAUCAAACUCAGGUGUGUGUUUUACACUUACAGCGUUUCUCAAUUUGGAUCAGCUACAUUUCAAGUGCUCAGUAGCCACGUGUGGCUAGUGGCUACAGUAGUGGACCACACAGAUAUACAACACUAUAUCCUCACAGAAAAUUCUAGUGGACAGUGCAGAUAUAGAGCCAGAGGACAUGGGUGUGAGUCCCCACUCCACCACUGUGUAACCUUGGGGAAGGUUCUUAACCUCUUAGAGCCUCAGUUUUUAGUAAAGUGAGGAUAAUCGUAAUAGUACGUGGUGUCCACACUGGACUUGUGUAACUAUGACAGCUGCUUGUGCUACUAAUUACUUCCAUAUAGUGAGUUCCUACUCCUCCUGGGUGCUUUGCACAAAAUAUUUUUAAUCCAUACAGUGACUUUGCAGGUAUGUAUUUUGAUCCCCAUUUCACAGAUGUGGAAAGUGAGGAUCAGAGAGGAGAAGUAACUUGCCCAAGGUAACACAGCUAGAAUGAUAGCCAAAUGCGGGUUUGAACUGAGAUCUAUGUGAUUUCAAAGUUCAUGGUUUUUUUUCAGUGCCUUACUUUAAAUUUAGAAAGCUAAGUUAUGCUAUGCAAAUGUUAGCUAGUUAUAGGGGUACAAAAUCAAAUGCCUACAGGGACCUGGCAAGUGGCAUAAAUGAUAAUGUUCUGGGUGCUAUGUGGUGGGGAGUGAUGGAGAUGUGGUGAACUGGAGACUUGUGUGUCAGACUGAUUGUUUAAAACCACCAAGCUGGACAAAUCAAUCCAGUCUCCAGGGGAUUUGGUCCACAGACCACCAAUUUGAGACCCUUGGUCUAGUAGGAAUACUUCAAUCUCUUUUUGUAUUUUGGAAGUUACUAGUAGAAAUAUCUACAUGAGUCACUGGAGAUCUUAUUAAAAUGCAAAUUCUGAUUCAGUGGAUUUGGGGUGGGGCCUGAGAUUCUGCAUUUCUCACAGGCUCCCGGAUUCUGCUGCUGCUGCUGUUCUGAGCUACACCUUGAGUAACAAGGCCAUAGGGAUGAUACAGGGCUAGCGGGUAUCCCAUGUGACAAAUGAGAAAACUAAGUCACAGAGCUAUUAGGUCAUCAAGAUGGGAUUUGGUCUGAUUCUAACUGCUGUGUUCUGAGCCACCAUGUUGUACUGUGAGCUUGGAGGGGGUGAUCUUGAAGGCUCCUUAGUUCAGUCUGUGGAGGCUGAAUGAGGUCCCAAGGUAAUUGGGAAGGGGGAGUGGGUCCAUCAGCACGUGGGUUUUAUAGCAGCCACUGGGGUGCCCCACCCACAUCCUGUCUACCUUACCCUUUCAGUGCACACCAGCCUCCCAACUGCCUCCCUGUGUCUUUCCGCCUAAGGGCUCCUCACUUGCUCUUGGCACCUGCUUUGCCAGCCUGCACCAGACCUGCAGCGCUGGAGGAUGAACACAUUCUGGGAGCAGCCCUCAACCAGAGACAUGAGUAGCUCCACUCCUGCACCCCUCACCAAGCUGUCACUGGCACCCAGAGCACCCCUCUGGAAGCCCUCAGGCAGGACUGAGCUCUAGUUGCCCACAGUGGUCACUUACUUGAUAACACCUCCUCCCCUGUCUCCCUUCCUCAUGCCCCUGAUAUUGCUUCCUGGGACCAUUUCCCACUCAAAACCUUGUCUUGGGGUCUGCUAUUGUGGGAAUCCAAACUAAAAUUGGCCUCUGGUACAGCAGGUUGAGAGGCAGCAUAAUAUGGUGGUCAAGGACAUAGGCUUUGGAGCCAGAGUGUCUGGGUUCAGCCCUGGCCCCAUUGUUUCUUUGGGAAUGUGACUUAACCAUCCUGUGCCUCUGUUUUGUCAUCUGUAAAAUAGGCAUUUUAAUAGCACACACCUCAUGGGUUGCCUGGAGAAUUAAAUGAUACGAUGCCUUUAAAGUAAGCACUCGGUUAAUGUUUGCUGUUACUUCCAAUAUGUCAUCUGAAUGUAAAAGGAGGAGGCAUGGUCCUGAGAACUGCGUACACCCUGCUUUUAGCUUGUCCAACCCCCCCCCCCCCCAGCUGAAGGUAAAGCCUUGGCUGCCUGCCCUCCUGACUUCCCCCGACUGCUGCUGGGGGUGGGCCGUUUCCACCACCGACUGUCUCUGCUCUCUAAGAAUAGGUUCCCCUCACAGAUGGCAUCUCUCUGGAUCCUGCCAAAGCAUCUGGUGCCUCCAACUGCUCACUCCAGGGAGGAAGGCGGUAUGGUCCUCAUGGAGGAGCAGAGCUCCGGCUCCUGGAAGGGGUCCCCACUCAGCUCCUUCCCCGCCAAGCCUCCAUUUCUGUAAGAUCUGGAAAAUGGGGAUUGCCAGAGGGCCCUUGGCACACAGCAGGCACUCCGUAAAUGCUAGUUCCUAAAACAGCACAGUGUUUUAACAUGUACUUAUUAAGCACCUGCUACAUUCCUGUGAGGUCUUCUGACAUGCAGGGCUGUAAACAAAAAGUAUUUCAUCAGUAAUACACAUACAUAGUCAAAACUUAAAUGGUACAGAAGGUGUAUGACAGAAAGUGUAUGUCAGGUUCCCCCCACACCCCAGCUCCACCCACCUCCCCCCAGCCCCAGCCAGGGGCACUCACUGUCAGCACUUUCUAGUGCAGCCACCUAGCUCUGUCUUAGAAGAAACUUUUACACUGCACUGUCAUCUCAAGAACUCUUUGACAUGUCCUCCUUGUCCUCUGCGUGUUUGGUUUCUCUUUGAUUAAUAAUCUGAUACAAAAGUGAGUCCUUCCUUUGAGCCGGUUCCCCCCAACACAAACCUCCACUCCGUCCCCAGAUAUCUCAGGCAGGUCCUUACUGUGAUCAGCGUGAAGACCAAACACCCUAGAUGUCCUGAGCCUUAUCGUAGAUGAUGCUAGACACUCAGGCCCGCAGAGUGAAAGGGGAAGGACACAACUGGAGUUAAUCUGGAACCUUUUUGCUGCUCCGCUUCCAAAUUAGAGGUCGUUCAGGAACCCAUGUGAGAGCGAUGAUUCACAGGCUAAGGCGCCAAGAAGACGCCUCUGUGAUGCUCACGGCUCCUGCCUUCUGCAUCGCAGCUCCAGAAAGGAUCCUGGAGAUGGCGUGUCUGCCUGCAUUGUUCACUUCUCCCACUCUCGUGAGUGUGUUUUGGGUUUAUAAAAAUCCGGCUUUAAACCUGACACCCGCCUAAACCAGCACAUUGUGCUGUGCUCCGCCUCCUGGAGCCAACAGCCCGUGACUUCCGAUGGGUUGCUUUCUGUGACGAAUUACAGGGCAUUUAUAAAACGGUAUUUUUUUCCUCUCCCCUUGUCUUGUUCCAGAUUCGUAGGGAUAGAAUGUGUCUUCUUUCGGCCUUGAAAAGCAUCUUGGGUGAGAGGGUUUUAAUUUUAACCAGAGGUCUCCUGCAAGACUCUUUCAAGCUGGAGGCCACACGGGCCCCGAUCAAAGACAGAGGGACAGCUGGGCUCUUCUGAGUAUUGUUCUUAGAGAGGGCGCCCUGCUUUCUGUUACAUGUCUCUGCUCACAAGCUCACAGACAAGAUUGGAGCAGGCAGAACUGAGAUGCAGGUCGUGGGCUCUCUAUCGGAAACCUUGUUCGCCCUGCUCUUCCCGGCUCCCCCUUCAGCUCUCCUCUUGGGCUGGACGUCAGCUGAGAGAGGGCUCCAGGCCAGACCACAUCAGCAAUUUUAAUACACUCCUUUUUAGGGUGUCUUUUUUGUGUGUGUCAUGAACCCUUUUGGCAUCUGGUGAAGCCUACGGACGCUUCUCAGAAUGCUGUUUUUAAAACCCAGAAAAUACAAUAGGAUUACAAAAGACAACAAUUAUAUUCAAUAUGAAAUCAUUAUCAAAAUAUUUUUAAAACCUGUGAUUUAGCAGUGUAUGUUCUUUUUAAAUUUGUUUUUAUUUUUUAUUUUGGGGGGGAGAUAAUUAGGUUUAUUUAUUUACUUUGAUGGAGGCCCUGGGGAUUGAACCCAGGACCUCGUGCAUGCUAUGCAUGCACUCUACCACUGAGCAUACCCUCCCAACUCUGUUCUUUUUUAACAUAUGUAAAUAACAAGAUCUAGUAGCAGGUCCAAAACUUCCACGAUUUUACAGACACAAUAAGCAUAAACAGUAUCUCAACAUCUCCGCAGCUGUGAUUUUUCUUGGUGAUAAAGUCCCAGGUUGCUGCUAACAGGCCUCUCGUUUGUUGCCUACCUUCAGAAUUGAAGGAAAUGUUACAUUUCAGUUAAAGACUCGUGAAAAGAUAGAUGUAAUUUUUUUUCCCCAGGUUCAGGGAACUUGGGUUCAUGAAUCACAGAUUCGGAAUUCCUGCUGGAGAGUAACCUUCCCAGCCUGACCCUGUGACAGCUGACAUUGUGUACCCAGCCCUGAGCGUAGGAAUAGUAAAAAUAAUGGCUAAUACUGGCUGAGUUCUUGCUAAGUACUAGGUACCAGGUGAUAUUAGAGUCUAGGAUUUAGCCAUGAAAGAAGCCAGUUCCUGCUCACCUGGGGCUUACCGUGCAGGGAGGGAAGACUGAAUACACAAAUAUACAGAUGAAUAUACAAAUUUGAUCAUUUCAGAGUGGGGGGGCGCUAGGAAGUUAUUAAUACAAACAGUGUAACAGGAUGACUUGGAAAGAGAAUGGCACGGCCUGUUUUCCAGGGAAGGCCUCUCUGAGAAGGUGAUGUUUGCUCUGAGACCCAAAUGAUGAGGAGAGAGCAUGCAGAAAUGUAGAGGAAGCGGGUUUACAGCACAGGAUCUGCAAAGUGCACAGGUCCUGAGGAGGGAACAGCUAAAAGCAUUCCAGGGCCUGGCAGGAAGUCCACGUGGCUGGGACAGACUGCAGGGUCUUGGAGUACGGGAGAUGGAGUCCCAGAGGCUGGCUGCGCCCAUUAGGCAGGCAUCAUGGGCCAGAAUAAGGGGUUUGCGUUUUCCUCUAAGUCUGAUGGGCAGCCUUUGACAGGUUUAAGCAGGAGAGUGAUGUGAUUUACGUUUGGGAAAGAUCUUUCUAGCUGUGUGUGGAGAACGGAGUGUAGGGGGCCAGGCUGGCCACAUGGAUCCAGUGAGGAAGCCAGAGUGGUCCCAGGGAGAGACCAUGACAGCCUGGACCAGGGUGGGGCCACAAGGUGGUGACAAGUGGGUAGAUCUGGGGUGUAAUUUGGAGAGAGACUCAGUGGGCCCAGAGCUUAUUGGAGGUGGGGGUGAAAGAGGGGUAUAGCAAAUCACCCCCAUGUUCCCCCUCCUUAGGCCUUCCCCCUUCAGCUGAGAAACAGGUCCCCCCUCGCCUCCUUGGCCCCCUAGGGCCCUCCACAGCCCCUCUGGGGCCAGCCACCCGCCCACUGGGCCCCUGGCAUGCGAGCUUCCCAGCUGGCCCCGAUUGUUGUUACUCCCCAGGGAGUCAUGGGAACACACUCCCCCUGCCCCCUCCGCCCCACUCUUCCCAGACAGGGCCAGGCCCUAACAAUGCCCCUCAGCCAGCCAGUGGCCUGGACACAAUGCCCCUGUUUCGGUUCAUUGCCAGCUCUAGGAGGCCUGCUGGGUUUCCUGGCCUGUUUGGCAUAUAUAUAACUCUGGCUUCCAGCAGGGAUUUUUUGUUGUUGUUGUUAAAAAAAAAAAAAAAAGAGAGAGAGAGAGAAUCUCUGGCUCCUCCUCCCUGAAUAUCUUAAUAUAUUAUAAAAAGCCUUUCUCUUCCCACCCUGAGCCCUCCCUACUCCCCUCCCUGACCGCAUUUGCCAUGUGCCUGUCAGCCCGGGGACCAAAUGCAGGCCAGCAGGUGUCAGCGAGAAAAUGAGAAAAAGAAAGAAAAGCGGCUUGCUCCACCAUGGCCGACCUCAAAUGUGCUGGGGAGGCUGGAGAUGACCGAACAAUGAGGGCCUGGGACAGGGCAGGCACCCAGCCCAGCGCUUUUCAUGUACCUUGUCUCAUGAAGAUGCCAUCAAA
This is a messenger RNA of Camelus dromedarius (Arabian camel), 7353 nucleotides long. It is a transcript of the gene PXMP4, whose product is annotated as peroxisomal membrane protein 4. The transcript has 4 exons. Bases 83 to 793 code for a protein of 236 amino acids. Gene Ontology annotation, cellular component: peroxisomal membrane. NCBI's taxonomy places the organism in Eukaryota, Metazoa, Chordata, Mammalia, Artiodactyla, Camelidae. The record is from RefSeq and is a predicted model, not a curated record.